UAUCUACAUUGUAUCCGUGUACCUCCAAGUGUGAAAGAACUCUCUGUGAAACUAUAAUAUUCAAAUCGAAAAAAUAUUUCUUCGGUGUAUUUAAAAAUUUUUCAUUUUUCUGUGUUCACUGUUAAAUAGAAAAUAUAAUUCAUCGAAAUAAUGUCCUCGAUAGAAAAACAUUCGAAAUCUGUGUCGAAUAUGAUCGACAGGAUUGACUCGAAUAAAAACGAAACAAGAAAUUAUAGAACGUGUUAUUCGUCCGACGAUUUAGAUUCAGAGAAAAACAUUGAAAGCAGUCCUUCGGUUAACACAGGAAAAUCGAAAAAUUUUGUAAUGAAAUUAAUCGGGAACUUCGAAAAAAGAAACAAUAAAAGUAGUGAUCAUAUAAAGAAUACAAAUACAAAAUUUUUACGAAGAUCUUUCAUGAGAAUUCCGUUACCAAGGAUCAAUUCGUAUUAUCGCAAUACACAUAACAAUUUUAAUCUGCCAGAACCGAUAUUGGAUAAUAAAAAUGAGAGAUUAUCAAACGUGAAAAAUAUUCGAUCGGAAAUAUACCUAAAAACGUUUGAGAAUGAUAUUACAACCGUUAACGAUUCUAAUUUACUUACCGAAUCAUCGUCAUCUAAUCUCCGAUUGGUCGAUAAUAACGCCAAAGAAAAAUGGACGACUACGAACAAACGAUGGAGCGAUACUAUAAACGAAGAAAAAAUCAAUCAAAAGAAAUCUGUCAAAGGAGUUUUAAGUUAUUUGAUCAGAUGGAGAAAACAUAGCGAUGAAAAAAGAUCUCAACGUUCUCGAUCUUGUGAUAAAUCAGAAAUGCAUUAUGAUAUAUUGUCUUCUGCACCAAUUAUACCAAGAGCACGUUCUUUACAAACUGUUGUUAUUAAUAAUACUAAGGAUAAAAAUAAUACAAAUUUAAAUCGAAGUGCAACGAUUCGACCGUUUUAUGGUAUUAAAAGAAAUCAGAUGGCAUCAAAGAAAUUUCUCGAAUCCUUUCAUUCGAUAAAGAUAAAUCCCCGUAAGGAAGAUUCCGGUUAUGGUUCUGGAACAUUGUCGAUCGGAGAAUCCAACGAAAAUCUUGUCAAACCGUCGGCGGUUCGAGAAAUGUCUAAAAAGCUUACGUUUAUACCUGAACAACAUCAACAUCAACAAACUUGUAAUCAAAAAAACCAUAUAGAUCUUUAUAGACAAGUUUUAAGUCAUUGCAAGAGAGAUAGGAAUUCUUACCAAAGAAAAUCCUUUGUCCAUGACGAGUUAAAUGAAGCCGUAAAGAAAAGAUUUAAUGAUAUAUCGAAUGAAAAUAUUAUUUAUACUCAGUCGAUAAAUCAUAAAUUAAAACACGAUUACUCGUCGGUAUACAUUAACAAAAUCCCUGUUAAUACGGAAUAUGAAAAUACUCUGAAUAUUUCUCGUCCUUUGCAAUCAGAUCAAUUAUAGAAAUCCUUAACUAAGAAAAAAAAAAAGAAAAAAGAAAAAAAAAGAAGAAAUAUAUAUAUAUUAUGCAUGUAAAUAACAAACAUAAUACGAUUUAAUAUUUUAAGAAACAACAAACAGUAUUAUAGAGACAUUUAUUAUCUACAUACAUACAUAUAUCUGAAUCGGAUGAAAAAUUCAUCUCUGUUUUCUUUUUUUUAAAAUACUUUGACAAAAUUAUUCUAUUUAAACAAGUGACACACAUUGUAUGUAAAUAUCGCGACGAAUUUCACGUACGACUAAUCACGUUAGAAAGUAUUCUAACCUAUCAUUAUAUUGGUAAAAAUUAUCGAAUUUUGUAUUACAGGUAUUUUUUAACAUGUUAUAUAACUUUUAACAUUAAAUUAUUUUUUUGUUAUUUUAUUCUGGAAUGUCUGAACUCGUAAGACAUGUGUAAUUAAACAUACGUAAUUCUUGGAUUUUCUUAUUAAUUUUGUAAUAAUUUAAAAUAUAAAAUAAAAUAAAAUAUAACUCUAUUGAUAAA
This is a messenger RNA of Vespula pensylvanica (western yellowjacket), 1948 nucleotides long. RefSeq lists its product as uncharacterized. The transcript is spliced from 2 exons. The coding region runs from base 151 to 1428 and encodes 425 amino acids. The record is from RefSeq and is a predicted model, not a curated record. NCBI's taxonomy places the organism in Eukaryota, Metazoa, Arthropoda, Insecta, Hymenoptera, Vespidae.